CAAGCCCCAAUAAAGAGGCCCUCGGCUGCACGGUGGUCAUCCUCCUGGUGCUCGCAUCCCGAUCCACUUCGGAGAACCCGGUUCUCAAACUCCAGAGACAUGUCUUAUCAACAGCAGCAGUGCAAGCAGCCCUGCCAGCCACCUCCAGUGUGCCCUCCUCCAAAGUGCCCGGAGCCCUGCCCACCUCCAAAGUGCCCGGAGCCCUGCCCACCUCCAAAGUGUCCUGAGCCGUGCCCACCUCCAAAGUGUCCUGAGCCGUGCCCACCUCAGCAGUGCCAGCAGAAAUGCCCUCCCGUGCCACCUCCCCAACCCUGCCAGCAGAAGUGCCCACCCAAGAGCAAAUAAGAGCGUCUCCAUUCAUCCGGACCAGGAAGGGAUAAGCACAAUGGGCUCACCUGCUGCCACACUCCACCUUCGCCUUCUCUCCAAGGCCCGUCACGGAGGCAGAAGAAGCUUCUCCCUCCUUCAGCCUGUCCCAUGCUGGGAGCCGCUCCUGAUGGCCAAAGCUUUCUUCCCUGAGGCUGCUCUGCCUCUUCCCUCCAGAGGCUGCUAAGGAAGCACCUCAGGGCUUCAGACGGAAGAGCAGAAGCUCCCCUCCUGGGCACCAGCAGGGGAUUCUCAGGCCAUCUUCAGUGUAUGUCACCUGGGCAGGGGUUUCUACCACUGGGCAAUUGUUACUUACCCUCCCCUUCCUGAAUAAACCACAGUUCUUUUGUGUGAUGA
This is a messenger RNA of Phacochoerus africanus (Common warthog), 723 nucleotides long. RefSeq names its product small proline-rich protein 2D. Gene Ontology annotation, cellular component: cornified envelope. Lineage: Eukaryota; Metazoa; Chordata; Mammalia; Artiodactyla; Suidae. The record is from RefSeq and is a predicted model, not a curated record. The transcript is spliced from 2 exons. Bases 100 to 345 code for a protein of 81 amino acids.